AUGCCCGCCCCCGUCGCCAACCCUGAGUCCGAGACGCGUUACCUCGAUUCGAGACCAGCUUCGAUUCUCUCCCGCACCUCAGCUGACAUCCAGGCCGGUCGCCAGCAGGACGCCUACAUGAAGGAAGUCGUGACCGAGGCGGUGAAGGGUGCGCUCGUCGGUGCCGCUGCCUUCGUGCCCGCCAACUGGGCCCUGAAGCGGCGCUUCCCCUACUACCGCAACCUGCCGCUGCAGGGCAAGGCCUUCCUCGGCCUCCUCUUCGUGGUGCCGUGCGGCACCGUCUUUGCCGAGAAGGCGGGCGAGCACUUCAUCGCGCGCAACCAGUGGCAAGGAGCGGGCAAGGACGAGCUGGACAAGGAGGCGCGUCUGGCCGAGCAGCGCUGGCAGGGCCUCAGCACGACGGACAAGCUGAAGGACUGGGCCGCGCGGCACCAGUACUCGAUCAUCGGCGGGAGCUGGGUCGCGUCCAUGGCGCUCGCGUUCGGCAUCGUCGCGAGGGACAGGUACCAGACCUUCCCGCAGAAGAUUGUGCAGGCGCGUAUGUGGGCGCAGGGGCUCACUGUGGCCGUGCUCGUCGCGUCUGCCGUCGCCGCAGGCGUUAAUGCAAAGGGAGAGAAGCCGAAGAAGCCCGUCGACCACUCGUGGCAGGACAUGCUCGACAUGAACGGAUCCUUGACCAAGGCGGAACGCAUCCAGCUCCAUGCCGCGCGCAAGGCGGGAGAGAAGAUGCAGAAGGAGGAGCAGAAGGAGGAGCACGAGCACGCCAGCUCGGACAAGGCCCACGCCGUCUAA
Messenger RNA from Trichosporon asahii var. asahii CBS 2479, 792 nucleotides. RefSeq lists its product as uncharacterized. Bases 1 to 792 code for a protein of 263 amino acids. The transcript has 2 exons. NCBI's taxonomy places the organism in Eukaryota, Fungi, Basidiomycota, Tremellomycetes, Trichosporonales, Trichosporonaceae. Gene Ontology annotation, cellular component: mitochondrial inner membrane. Gene Ontology annotation, biological process: mitochondrial respiratory chain complex IV assembly. The record is from RefSeq and is a predicted model, not a curated record.